CACAGAUCUCAGAAAAUUCUCCAUUCGGGUCACCACCAAAAUAUGUCGAAUCGGGUCAAUCUUCAAAACGGGUCAAGAAUUCGAGACAAACUUAACAGUAGCAAUGUAAGUAUGUGUAGUAUGCACGUUCUUUUUUUAUUUUCUUGAAAUUUUUUAUAUUAUACUACAUAGGUCUUUCCUGGUACUGGUUGUAUGAUUGUGAUUUCAAACAUGUUUAGUGUUGUGGUUCUAAUUAUUAAGUUUCUUCCCAGAGGCUUACCCUCAUAACUUACAGAUGACGUUGGUGAGGACUAUUGUGGAAAGGACGUGAAUCUUGAACCUAUUGUUGAUCAGCAUGAGGACAUUGCUUAUGAAUUCGAAGAAGACAGUGAUUUUUAUUUUUAGACGAUAUAGAUUUUGGGUUAGACUUUAAUGACAUAAUUAAAUUUAACAUUACUUUAACUUUGAAAUUUGAAAUAGAUAGUUGAAUUUUGAAUUUUAAUAUUAUAUUAGUUUAGUUAACUCUUGUUUGCACUUAUGUUAUGUGUAGAUGCUACUUCGGUUCAUUAUUGCCUAGAACUUAAAAAUCAUGUGAACCAUUGAUGUCCGGAAACCCUAGACCAAAUUUGAGAUCGUCACUUUUACCCAUUGCGAAAUAGCAAUGGACCAAUCCCCCUUGGGAUUCACAACUCAAGUUGGUAGACUGUUAGGUCCAAUCAUAAAGAAUCUCUUUGAUUUUCUGUAUUGUUAUAUAUGUAUCUGAAUUUUUAUUUUCCUUUUUCAUUAAAAAUCAGAUUGAAUCAGCUAAUUCGAAUCAAAAUUGGCUGAGGCCUAGGGUUAGGGUAUUAUAAAAACAGAUUCUAAAGUUUUACAAAAGUUUAUCCAGCUCCCUCUUUUUUAUCUUUUAAGGUUUCAAUCAAGGAAUCAGACACCUUGAGUGGAACAUAAGCAUUGCCUUGUAACUUUGGCCCCUUUUGUUUUUUUAGGUAAAGACUCCGUCCCCAUUUAAAUCAACAAGACACUGCUUACUUUGUUUAAGAAGACAAAUCAUAGCCUCGUUAAAGUUAUCAAACAGCUCAUUACAUAUGGGUAUUUUUGUCUUUAGAUGCAAUCUUUUGUUUUUUCUGGAGGGGUGGGACUUGGGACUUGGGACUUUGGGGAGGUGGGGAAUUCGAAUUUCCACAUGUAACUUUCUAGAACAGUAACACGAAGAAUGAAGGACCCGGCUCCCUCUUGCAUUCACUAUAUAAAUAUCAGAUACGUAACCAAAGCAUUAGUAGUGACAGUUGAGGGACAACUCAUACUAUAUUUGCUAAAUCUUCAACUGGUGAACCCUCCUUCCUUGAGGAUACUUGAGGGACAACUAUCUUGCUAAAGUUCCUACUAGUUAACUCUCCAUCCUUGGUGGUAAGAGCAAACUUCCAGGCCUCUCAUUUCUUUCUUCUUCUUUUUUAACGGUUUAGUACCCUUAUCCCAUCCGGAUGGUGUGAGAUGGGGUUAGAGGCUACAGCCAGAUGGAGAAGUUUCAAUUUUUCUUUUUUUUUCUUUUUUAAUGUACGGGGGAAAGAAUACUAUCCGUUUACAUUUUCCACAUCCAAAAGCAUGGGAAUUGGAGGCGGACUGUGAAUGAAUAUAUUAAUCAAAAUCUAAAUCGCCAAAUAUGGAACUACUCUCAGAGUCUUGAGUUUUCUAAUGUGAUUUCAAGCUAUUCAAUGCUCUCACUGCAAUACUCUGAUAGGUAGGCAGUUUAUAUGUAUUACUUCUUCAAGAUUAUAUGUUUUGCUUUCUUUAUAGGUAUGGGAAGUCCAGUGGAACCUAAUCCUAUUUCUCUGGAAAGUGAAGUGUUAAUCAAUGACAUUCCUAUUCUGACAGAAGAAAAUUGUUUGAUUUGGAAAGAGAAGAUGGAAAAAUUCUUGAAGAAGAAAGGAUUUUGGGAUUAUUUGGUUGGAGCAAAACGUGAACCUGAAAAUACUUCCAGCGAUGAAUAUAAGGAUUGGAUGGAGAAAAAGAAAGAAAUUAUGUCAAUAUUCACAGGAAAGUGUGGAGCUAGGACACUAACAUUUAUUGAAGAUCUAGACAUCACACUUAUUUGGAGUCAAUUGGUUACCAUGUUUGAGUUCACUUAUCCACCAAAUACAGGGAAAAUGAAGAGGAGCACAAAUUACACAUGGAGUCUUCCUUUUUACAAAGCUAUUGUCGAUGGUAAUUGGAAGAGUGUGUCUGAUCGGUUCGUCUCAAAAAAUGUGGGAGCUCUUACAGUGAGACUUACAUCAAUAGGAAAUCUUCCUGUUCAUGUGGCAGUUGAGAAAGGGAAGGUUGAAAUUGCAAAGGAAUUGUUAAAAAGGAUGCCUGCGGAUCAUUUAUUGAGACAAGAUAAGUAUGGUAGAACAGUUCUCAAAAUUGCUGCUUCAGGUGGGAACAAAGAGAUGGUGAAGGCCAUUGUAGAAAAGGAUGAGAAACUAGUGAUGAUCAAAGGCAGGGGUUACAUCCCAAUCGUCCACGCUGCAUUUGCUAGCAAAAAAGAUGUGGUGAAUUAUCUUUACCCAAUCACGGUACACCAAGAAGCUAAUCAGAAGGAAGAUGAUGGCACUGACAAAGAACGUGACCAAAAUAGAGCUAUACUUCUUACUGCUCUAAUUUUUGGUGAUUUCUAUGGGCAUGCUCUUGAUCUACUACAGAAAUAUCCACGUUUACUCUUGACCAAUGAAGAUACGAAUUGGACAGCCAUAGAAGCACUCGCGAUGAAGCGCACUGCAUUUAAAAGUUCAUUACCAAUCAAAAGUGUUGGGACCUUUGGAUAUUAUUUCAUCUACUCAUUGCUAGAUGUCCAUGCCGAUGCCAAAAAUCCUUGUUGGCGCACAAGAGAAGACGUGGAAAUUUCCUUCGAUGCCAACAAAGAUAGCACUCAAGAAAAUAUGAUGAUGUACUGUGGGCUAUAUUCCACAAAUUGCAUUAUUUUACAAUUCUGUAAGGGUCUAUGGUUACGAUUCCAUGGGCUAUUUCAGAAUGCACUUAUUAAACUAGCAGUGCCUGGUUGCAAGAACAUCUAUGAGGAGAAGUUGAAGCAUUAUGAAGCUUCUGCCCUACUAAAAGAAAUGUGGAGUCUAGUUUCAGAAGUUGAUGACCUUACCUCUGUGGCGGUUGAUCUGGCUUCAACAAUGUCUAAAGCAACAGAGAAUGGGACUGUUGAAUUUAUUGAAGAAUGUAUCAACAAAUGUCCUCAGCUUCUGUUAUGGAGGGCUAUUGGAAAACGUGGAGCCCCAACAGUAUUUCAUUAUGCAAUCAUCCACCGUCAGGAAAAGGUUUUUGGGCUUAUCCAUCAUCUAAGCCCAUCAAUGAAGAAUGACCUUGCAAUUAUGAGGGAUGAAUCAGAAAACCUCAUGUCACAUCUAGCUGCAGAAAAGGCACCUAUUCACAGACUCAAUCAAAUUCCCGGUGCAGCUCUCCAAAUGCAACGUGAGAUACUAUGGUUUAAGGAAGUGGAAAGUCUAAUGUAUUCUAUCCAUGAAACAAAAGAAAAUAUAAAAUAUAAAACAUCAAGAACAUUAUUCUCAGAGGAGCAUAAAGACCUAGUGAAAGAAGGAGCAACAUGGCUGAAGGAUACUUCGACACAAUGUAUGGUGGUAGCAACACUAAUCACGACCAUUAUGUUUCAAGCAGUGUUUACCAUACCAAGUCAUAUAGGAGGAGGAGGAGGAGAAUCUAAUGAUUACAUACAAGGCAAGUUUCCGAUAAUUUUUGUCAUAUCAAAUAUAUUGUCACUUUGCUCUUCAGUCGCAUCAAUGUUGAUGUUUCUAGCCAUUAUUACUUCACGAUAUGCGGAAGAAGACUUCUUCUUGACUCUGCCUCGGAUGUUGAUGUUGGGCCUUUUAUUUCUCUUCAUCUCUAUCGUGGGGAUGAUGAUAGCCUUUGUGGCAGCUAUCUUAUUUAUGCUUCGCUUCAAUGUUCGUCUAUGGGUCUCCUUUCCCAUUACCUUUCUUGCAAGUGUCCCAAUCACUAUAUAUGCUUUGGUGGAACUUCCUUUAUUCAUACAACUGAUGUUUACCACAUCAUCGUCAGCUGUUUUUGGGAAGAGAAAAUUGAAUAAGCAUGCCUGAAUGGGUAGUAGUUGUAGUCGUACUUGAUGUUCUCUAUGCUGGUUACUGCCAUGUAUCUUUUCAUUCCGAAUGCCUCACAUUGAUUAGGUUUGAUGCAUCAGCCAUGGCCUCCUUCUAUCGAGAUUUCCACAAUUGUUGAGGAUAGAAAAAUCUUCCACGUACAGUUUGAUGUUUGUUAUAACCUUUUAGUUUAUUGGUUGAAAUUAAUUUGUAUCCAGCAUUAGUGUGGUAUUUUAAAAUGCUAAGAAUAUGAGUGAUUUAUGUGUUUACUGCUA
Macadamia integrifolia is the source of this 4351-nucleotide messenger RNA. RefSeq lists its product as uncharacterized. The coding region runs from base 1731 to 4076 and encodes 781 amino acids. The record is from RefSeq and is a predicted model, not a curated record. Gene Ontology annotation, molecular function: protein binding. Lineage: Eukaryota; Viridiplantae; Streptophyta; Magnoliopsida; Proteales; Proteaceae. The transcript is spliced from 7 exons.